This is a messenger RNA of Exophiala bonariae, 1443 nucleotides long. RefSeq lists its product as uncharacterized. Gene Ontology annotation, molecular function: zinc ion binding; DNA binding. The record is from RefSeq and is a predicted model, not a curated record. Lineage: Eukaryota; Fungi; Ascomycota; Eurotiomycetes; Chaetothyriales; Herpotrichiellaceae. The transcript has 5 exons. Gene Ontology annotation, biological process: DNA-templated transcription. Bases 1 to 1443 code for a protein of 480 amino acids.
AUGUCAUUCUCGCAAGAUCAAGUGCGACUUGCAGGACAGCACAGAUGGGACGUGCGCGACGAUGAGAGCACGCCAGCCGCAUCUUCAACAGCGUCGGUAGGGUAUAUGGGAGAGGAGAGCUACCUUCGCAAUCCCAGUGUCCCUGAGUUCUUCGACGACACAGUUGCUGAGACCGCCGAAAUGCGAGGAAAGAUCCUUCAAGUGACUGGAGCAACUGUGCUUCCACCCCAAAUGUUAAUCGACGCGUUGGCCGACGUAUAUUUUGACCAUGUCUACCCCCAUUACCCGAUCGUAGACAGGGCAGAUAUGAUCCAACACCAUUCCUCGCCGCUUCUGCUGCUGAGCCUAUGCCUGGUUGGCGCCUCAUACGGCCACCGUCGAGGUUCCGUGAGCCAGAUCAGCAUGGCAAAUCAAUUUUACUUGAAGGUGAAGACGCUUUUGGAUGUUGAGCAUGAGAAGGAUAACGUCGUUGUCCUGAAAGCUUUAUGUCUUCUGACGUGGCGUGGCGAUUCGGACAAAAUGACAGCUUUCUGCUAUGGACGACUGACGUCAAUCAAUCUCCGGGCAACAGACGUCCAACUCCCUUCCCGAGACGACUUUCCCGCAACAUUCUUGGACAGCGACGUCUUCAUAGAGAAGACCAAGCUCUGCAUCAUCCUUGGUCGACUUGGGAAUGCUCAACUGGACCCAACGUCUGUCCAAGAUGAUAAAACAGAUAUUGAGGAGGCUCUGAGCAAUUGGUUUCACGCCCUCCCGGAAGACCUCCGUGUGCCCGAUGGAGAAAGACGACAUACAUACCGCCGUAUUGUCUCGGAGCUGCAGAUACUUUAUCUUGCUUGUGUGGUAAUCUACCACCAGUCCGUGGUGAAGUCGGAGCCUGAUCCCAUCCGAUCAAGAUCAAGCUUGGAAGAGUGUGUUCGCGCAUCGUCGCAGAUCACAAGACUUCUGGAAGAGAUCUACUACAGGAAUGAUGUUUCUUACAUCGCACCUAUCAACAACUGGUAUUGUUUACUUGCCGGAGUGAUUCAGAUUCGUGCUCGCGCAACAUUGCCGGACAAGAGAGCUUUACGGACCGAAGAGCUCGGAAUUCUCAAGAUCGUCCUACAAGAGAUGAUUCCUACAGUCCCGAGCUCGAACUUGAUACUUAAGAAUUUGGAACGCCUGGAACAAGCAUCUAGAGUAGCCCCAGAGCGCUCGACUGACGUUCCGAAGCAUACGUCAACCACUGAGCACGAAGAAGAGUCCGUCAUGCAAGAUGAUCACAACCCCCAACACUCACUGUUGUGUUCUGACAGUGGUGUGAGUCCAAAUUUCCUUGGUGCCGAUAACUACACUGGGCUGAACGCCAGUGUCCUCACCCCGGUUGACAACUGGGCUUUUGAUGGCAAUUUCGACUUCAAUUUUGUAGACAUUCAAGCAGAUGUAUUCAUGCAGGAGAUAUGA